This is a messenger RNA of Artibeus jamaicensis (Jamaican fruit-eating bat), 1491 nucleotides long. It is a transcript of the gene REEP6, whose product is annotated as receptor accessory protein 6. Lineage: Eukaryota; Metazoa; Chordata; Mammalia; Chiroptera; Phyllostomidae. The record is from RefSeq and is a predicted model, not a curated record. The transcript is spliced from 6 exons. Bases 110 to 751 code for a protein of 213 amino acids.
GGAGCCAAGCGGUGCGGCUCUCUCAAGGCAAAGGCUGCACGUGCGCGGCGGGGCCAGUGCGCGGCACUGAAGUCGAGCUCGGGCUGCCAGCCCCGGGCCCGCCGGUGCCAUGGACGGCCUGCGCCAGCGCUUCGAGCGCCUUCUGGAACAGAGGAACUUGGCCACAGAAGCACUAGGGGCGCUAGAAGCAAAGACCGGUGUCGACAAGCGGUACUUGGCCGCGGGAGCCACCACUCUGCUAAGCCUGUAUCUUCUGUUCGGUUACGGGGCAUCUCUACUGUGCAAUCUCAUCGGCUUUGUGUACCCCGCAUAUGCUUCGAUCAAAGCUAUCGAGAGUCCAAGCAAGGAGGACGACACUGUGUGGCUCACCUACUGGGUAGUGUACAGCCUAUUCGGGCUUGUCGAAUUCUUCAGCGAUCUACUCCUGUCCUGGUUCCCUUUCUACUACGUGGGCAAGUGCGCCUUCCUGUUGUUCUGCAUGAUUCCCGGGCCGUGGAAUGGGGCUCGAAUGUUGUAUCGUCGCGUCAUACGUCCGCUGUUUCUAAAACAUCACGAGGCCAUGGACAGCGUUAUGAGAGACCUCAGCGGGCGAGCCCUGGACGUGGCAGCAGGAAUAACCCGGGACGUCCUGCAGGCCCUGGCCCACAGCCAGACUCUCAUCACUCCAGUAGCUGUGGUGGAGGGCCCCCCACUGCCCUCAGAGCCAACCAUAGCCAAAGUAAACGUAACCCAGUUCCAGCAGGACAAGUGAAGUCCCUGCCCAGCCCCCGAGCAGGCCUGCCGAACAGACAGCUAAAAGACACACUGCAUCCCAAGUCCUCCAUGGAUCCCUCAACUAACUCCCCAGCGCAGACCGCCACUGUUCCGUCAGCCCCUGGGAGCUCCUCACGUACCACCUUAGGCCAAUCCCAGCCUCAGUCCCGGGCCACAGGCCCUGCCAGUGGCUCCAAGCUGUCUGGCAAGUCCCAGGCCCAGCAUGGGUUAAAAACCAGUUCUUCCAGCCAGCCCCAGGCCCCUGGCCAGCAGCACUCCCGGCCAUCCACCAGUUCCUUAGGGCCCUCCCAGCCAGCCCACCGAUCACCAGGCUCCUCGCAGCAAUCACCAGGCUCCUCACAGCAAUCACCAGGCUCCUCACGGCAGCCCAGCACCCCCUCCAAUCAGGCCCCCCCCACUGUGCUGUUCCCCAGUGGUACCAACAUCCCCGCGCAGCCCCCUCAAAAUACCUCCAGUGGACCAGAGGAACUGGCCCCCAAGGCCUCCAAGUCCAGCAAUCAUCAGAAAGGGUCCCCAACACAAGCCCCAACCAGUACCUCAGCUCCUGAGCUUCCUGUCUCUUGCCAAUCCGAGUCCUCUCUGGAUUCCACCUCAGAGUCUACCACUGAAGUCACCUGCAGCUGGCCCCGCCACUGCCCCUGGCUCCAGUACCUGCACUGCUGGAGGCUGAAACACCUGGCCUGCUAGGGGAAGGCUCAAUAAAGCACAUCUGGCCAA